GUUACUUUCUCGCUUCACAUGCUUAGAAUUCCUUCACGACAGACCUCGUAGUAAGGGCGACACUUUUAAAUCUAAUAACUAUGGUUACUUACGUAUUAACCGCUAUUUAGAUCGAAUUCUGGACUUCAGAUAGAUUUUGAUAUCGAUUUAGAAAGGUACGUGCUCCCUAUUUUAAUAAAUUCUAUAUAACAAUAGAUUUAUAAAAUUUUUCUUUAGUAAUUUAAUCUGCGGGUCUAAAGUUUUUAUUCGUAAUCUUUUAUGCUCCAAUGGCUCUUUUGCAAUUUUCAAUAUUGAUAAAUGAUCUAUUGGAAAAUGUGCUCUGGUUUUCUAUCCAGAUUUUAAGUAAACACAAAAUUAAACCAUUUUCAGAUUGAGACAAUGAAGGUUCGCUGUAUUGAAGUAUUUUUACGGUUAUUAGUUUCUUUCCUGCUGUUAAAGAACUCUUCACAAGUUUAUGAUGGAUGUGAAGGUGAAGCGGAUGUAAUUUUCAUUAUAGAAAAUGCCAAUUCCGUAUCUGCAUCGGCCUUUUCUAGUGUCAAGGCCCAACUGGUACGUAUUGUACGCGAAAUGGAAAUAUCUACCACAAAAACCCGUGUAGGCGUAAUAAGUGCAAGCAACAACGGUGAAUGGGAUUUUGAAUUAGAUGACUGGACCAACGUUAAUGCUGCUGUUAACGCCAUUAAUUCCAUACCUUACAGAAAUAAUCAGGGCGCAUCAUUUAAUAAUAUAUUCACUCUGGCCAAAAACGCCUUGAUAAAUUCAGACAAUGGGGCUCGUCAGGGGAUUCCUGAUGUCAUUUUUCUAAUUACAACAACUUCUAUGAAUAUUGGCGGCGACGAUAUUGCUGCCAAUGCUCUUGAUGCAAGAGGGAAACAAAUUACUAUUAUGGCUUUAGUAGUAGGGUCAAACUUUAACCAAGAUGCUAUUAUGAGAUUGGCCAGUGAUCCUUAUGAGAAAAAUAGUUGGUUUAACGUUCAAUGGAACGGCAUGGAUAGUAUAUAUAAAUCGCUAAUGACGAGAUUUUGUCAAGAGAUACCUGCAUGCGCCGGUGAGGCCGAUAUCACAUUUGUUCUUGAUUCUUCGGGUUCUGUACCAAUUUGGGAUUGGGAUAAACUCUUGGACUUUACAAAGAGAGUUGUUUCGGAGAUGUAUAUUUCCCAGAAUGGUGUAAGAGUUGCUGCUAUAUCAUUCAGCACUAAAGUCAAAAAAGAAUUCUAUUUGAACCAAUACUAUACAAAGACGUCCCUGACUACUGCUAUUGAUCAAAUAGAAUAUUUAGAACAAUUAACGAAUACGGCUGGUGCCCUGAGAGCAUUAUACGUUGGUAAUCGGGACGCUAUAUACGAUACCAACAAAGGAAAUCGCCUAAAUGUCCGUGAUUUGGUUAUUGUUGUCACUGACGGUGAAUCGAGCGAUAGAGCGGCCACUGAAAUUGAGGCUAAAAGGAUUCAUGAGAGGGGAUUACGUACUUUUGCUAUAGGUAUCGGUCCCGAGGUCAAUCAGGAUGAAUUGAGAAAUCUUGCUUCCAAUCCUGAUUCCACGCACUACUUUCAAUUGAAAGAAUUUGAUACAUUAAAAUCAAUUGAAAAGAAUCUUGUAGAGGUUACCUGUAAAGAAGCACCCCCGGACUGCAAAAAUAAACAAUUAGACGUCAUAUUUAUGAUUGAUACCUCCGGUUCAAUCGAGCUACGUGAUUUUAAACGGGUAUUGAAUUUUGUCAGGGAGUUGGCCUCCAGGCUGGACGUUGAUUCAGGACAAGCAAGAAUUGGCGUACUAACCUUUAGUGACUCUCCUCACGUUGUAUUUCAUCUAAACAAAUAUGACAACAUUCAGGAAAUAACAAGAGAAAUUGUUAAUAUUCAGUACGAUUAUGGGGGAACAAACACCCAUUUAGCCCUUAGAUAUGUUAGAGAAACAAUGUUCUCUUCACAGAAUGGUAAUAGGCAAAGCGCGGCAAAUAUUGUUCUUUUAAUUACCGAUGGUGCAUCUAGAGAACCCCAGUUAACAAUAGAUGAAGCUCGCAAAACUAGAGCUCAGAGCAUUGACAUUAUAGCGUUAGGCAUCGGUAAAUGGAUAAGAAAAAGUGAAAUACAAAUGAUGGCCUCUUAUCCGAGGUCCCGUAAUCAUUUGCUUGUUCCAGCAUAUACAGAAUUAUUUGCCUAUUCCAAUGGUAUAAUUGCUAUAAUAUGUGAUGUUGUCAAUGAGUGUGAUCCAGACCCCUGUAAGAAUGGAGGAACUUGUAUUGAUAGUCUACAGACAUUUUACUGUAAAUGCGCAUCUGGUUUUACAGGAAGAACAUGUGAAGAUCAAUGCUUACAUUCUGUGGAUAUCGCUUUUCUGAUCGAUGCAUCAGGAAGUAUUCAAAAAGAAAAUUUCCCAACAAUUGAAGAUUUUGUUAGAGAUAUGAUUCAAGGGUUAGACAUAAAUGGGGGAAGAUCAAGAGUUGGCGUUUUGACAUUUUCAACUGGUACAGAUAUUCAUUUCAAUCUAAAAGACUAUUCAGAUACAAAGCGAAUGUUAGAAGCCCUAUCAUUGAGAUUCACAGGAGGAACGACAAAUACGGCUGAAGCCCUCCGAGUCGCUAGACAAACAAUGUUCACUCGUUUGAACGGUGAUAGGGAUAACGCAUUGAAUGUUAUCAUUUUAUUGACCGAUGGAAAAUCCAAUAAUCGAGAUGACACUUGGGAAGAGGCAACAGCAACUCGAAAAGCAGGGAUCCACAUAAUAACUAUAGGUAUUGGUGGUAGUGUUGAAGAAGAUGAAUUGUAUGGUAUAGCGAGUCAUCCUACUGAUGAAAACGUUAAAGUUUUAACAGACUAUGCUUCUUUAUCUGGUCAAGUUUCGAAUAUCUUAUUAUCAGCUUGUAAUAAAAAAAAUGAAUGCGAUUCAAGUCCAUGCUUGAAUGGGGGAACUUGUAAAGAUCUUCUAAGCAGUUUUCAAUGCGUCUGUCAACCAGGUUUCACUGGAGAAAGAUGCGAAAGAAAAUGCCCGAAUAAGGCCGAUAUAGCAUUUUUAAUUGAUUCAAGUGGCUCUAUAACCCAUGAACGUUUUGGAAAUUUAACCAAAUUUGUCAAACAAAUAGUUAGACAAACAGACAGAAGUGAUAACAUCAAGAUUGGUCUGAUUUAUUUUAGUGACACAGCAGUUAUGCAACUCGGUUUAACUGAUGCAACCCAAUUAGAGGAUAUAAUGUUUCAAGCUAAUAAACUACCUUUUAUUGGUGGUAAAACCAAUAUUGCUGCUGCUAUAAGAUUAAUGCGAUCAGAAUUAUUUCAAGAGAGAAAUGGAGACAGACUAAAGGUUCCAAAUCACUGUAUAUUAGUUACUGAUUCUGUUCCUAACCUCGAAACGAUUAAUACUAUUCCUGAGGCAGUCUCUGCCCGAAUUGAGGGAACUCACAUUAUUCUUGUAACAGUUGGCGUUGGCUUGACAAAAGGGAGAAAUUACCUUACUCUACACGCAUUAGCUAGUGAACCUUAUCCCAACAAUGUAUUUAACGUUCAAAAAUAUCAGGAAUUAAGCACGAUGAUACCCUCUGUUGGGGAUGCUCUUUGUAAUAAAGUAAACGACUGCUUAAACUCGCCUUGUAACAAUAAUGGACAGUGUAUAGAUGAAAUUGGCCGUUAUAGAUGUGACUGCAAUGAACCCUAUACUGGACGCAAUUGUGAAAGGCAGUGUCAAAGACAACGUGACAUCGUUUUCGUUGUUGAUAUUUCAGGUUCUUUGGAAGAUGUAGGAUACGAUUCUCAAUUGUCUUUCAUGAAAGAAGUAAUUCAUGGCCUAGACUUUCAAUUUGGUCGAACUAGGGUAGGUUAUGUGACAUACGGAUCAAACACAAACAUACGCUUUCCCUUGGAUAAGUAUACGUCUAACGAUCGAAGAGACCUCUUAAAUGCUAUCGAUAUUUUUGAAGUUCAAGAUGGAACAAAUAUUGCAAAAGCUUUGGACACUGUUGUAAGAAAUGUCUUCGUUCGGGAUAGGGGAGAUCGAGAUGGUGUUCCAAACACUGUGAUAUUGUUAUCUGAUGGUGAAGCGAAUCGCGAAACUGGAAGAACUUUGCAGGCAGGUGCAGAGGCAAAGUCUAGAGGGAUCGAAAUAAUCACUGUUGGAAUUGGACAAUAUGUAAACAGAGAUAUAGUUAACAGACUAGCUUCUUCAACAGAUUCAGUUUUUAAUUUACCGGAAAGAUCAAGAGCCGAGACAAUAGCGCAACAAGUGCUAGAUAAACUAUGUAUUUAA
This is a messenger RNA of Dimorphilus gyrociliatus, 4239 nucleotides long. The record is from the annotation of a GenBank genome assembly. NCBI's taxonomy places the organism in Eukaryota, Metazoa, Annelida, Polychaeta, Dinophilidae.